Microcebus murinus (gray mouse lemur) is the source of this 1344-nucleotide messenger RNA. It is a transcript of the gene CACNG1, whose product is annotated as calcium voltage-gated channel auxiliary subunit gamma 1. Lineage: Eukaryota; Metazoa; Chordata; Mammalia; Primates; Cheirogaleidae. Gene Ontology annotation, cellular component: membrane; L-type voltage-gated calcium channel complex. Gene Ontology annotation, molecular function: voltage-gated calcium channel activity; calcium channel regulator activity. Gene Ontology annotation, biological process: regulation of calcium ion transmembrane transport via high voltage-gated calcium channel; calcium ion transmembrane transport. The record is from RefSeq and is a predicted model, not a curated record.
AGCCCGCCCCGAGUCCCUCAGCCCCAAGGCCAGCCCACUCUGGCUCAGCCAGGCACACUAAACUUAGCUUCCACUCCCGGCCCGAUAGCCACCGUCACCGCCCCUGCUGGGCUGCCACCUGCACUAGGAGACGCUGCCACCAGACCCUGCCCAGAGCACCCACUCCUCAGCAACCGCCAUGUCCCAGACCAAAAAACUGAAGGUCCGCGUGACCCUCUUCUGCAUCCUGGUGGGCAUCGUGCUGGCCACGGCCGCCGUGGUGACCGACCACUGGGCCGUGCUGAGCCCCCACCUGGAGCACCACAACACCACCUGCGAGGCGGCCCACUUCGGCCUCUGGAGGAUUUGCACCAAGCGCAUUCCCAUGGACGACAGCAGGAGCUGCGGACCCAUCUCUCUGCCCGGGGAGAAGAACUGUUCCUACUUCAGGCAUUUCAACCCAGGCGAGAGCUCAGAGAUCUUCGAAUUCACCACUCAGAAGGAGUACAGCAUCUCGGCGGCCGCCAUCGCCAUCUUCUGCCUGGGCUUCGCCAUCGUGGGCACCAUCGGCGUCCUCCUGUCCCUCGGGAAGAAGCGGGACUACCUGCUGCGGCCGGCCGCGAUGUUCUACGCCUUCGCGGGUCUCUGCAUCUUCGUCUCGGUGGAGGUCAUGCGGCAGUCGGUGAAGCGCAUGAUCGACAGUGAGGACACCGUGUGGAUCGAGUACUACUACUCCUGGUCCUUCGCCUGCGCAUGCGCCGCCUUCGUCCUCCUCUUCCUCGGCGGCCUGGCCCUGCUGCUCUUCUCCCUGCCCCGAAUGCCCCGGAACCCCUGGGAGUCCUGCAUGGACGCGGAGCCCGAGCACUAGCCCCGCGGGGCGCCAGCGGCCCUCGGCCCUUCGCCCAGGAAGCCCAGCCCCGGCCCAGAACCUUCCAGAGAGGUGACAGAACUUUUGCCCUGGCCCUGUCCACCCACCCCAGACAGUCGCGGGCUGCUUCCCCUCUCUGAGCUCUUGGCGAGGCUGCGACGGGCUCCUCUGCGAAGAGAGCGAGUGGACCGAGGCCAGACCUCCCAGGCCGAGGGGGCAGGGCCGGCAGGUGGCGGGGUUUGGAGGAUCCCAGCCUCCUGUGGAGCCCCAGGCGUCCCCACUGCGCCAGUUGUCUCUGCUGAGCUGACUCCAGGUGUCCUUUAUAAACCCCCCAGGGACGACCUGUGCUCAUUUGCCAGUUCUGAGUGUUCUCCUGGGUAAAUAGCCAGCCCCUCUCUCCUCCUGGGCGACAAGACACACUCUCUCCAGUGAGCCCCGAGAAGCAUUUUUAACUGGGUAGAAUCUGACUGUGGCUUGAAAUAAAAGCUCUCAGAAAA